Molecule: messenger RNA, 1411 nt
Organism: Ostrea edulis (European flat oyster)
Lineage: Eukaryota; Metazoa; Mollusca; Bivalvia; Ostreida; Ostreidae
Exons: 2
Coding region: 55-870 (271 amino acids)
Molecular function (GO): protein binding
Source: RefSeq, a predicted model, not a curated record
UGUUGCGAGCCGACAAGAAAUACUGAUAAGAUCGAUAGGACACAUUGACAAAUCAUGAAAUGCACGAGUUACAUCGUUCUGACUAUUUGGUAUUUACUUUUCAUGGAUACUACAGCGGAGUUCACUGAGGAGACAUUGCGUGUAGUUUUGAAAGAAGUUAACGAGUUGCGAUUGGUUGUGAUGGACCUUAAGAACCUAAUUAUCCAACAGGACGAACGCAUCACUGGCCUCGUGGCAGCACAGAUUCAAGACCGCGAUAAAAUAAAGAAACUUGAAAGUGACUAUAGGACUUCACGAUUUUGUGGCAAUCAUUCGGUAAAAGCUGCCGAUGUACCCCCAACAAAUGAAUUGAAGGUUGCUAGGUCGUCGGACUCAAUAUUGCCCAUGGUAUCCGAUGCCGAUGAAACUUUCAAGGAUGACGACACAGCUCAGUUAUUAACAUCUCCUAAAACAAGACAGAUCAGAGGAAUUGUUGCAUUUUACGCUUACAUGUCUUCUGACCUUCAACCUGGAAUUCACCAUACUAUUCCUUUCGAUGUGGUGAAAACGAACGAUGGCAAUGGAUAUCACCAUAGCUCCGGUGUAUUUAUUGCCCCCGUAAGUGGGGUAUAUGUCUUUACUUGGACCAUUCGAAUGACGCUUGAAUCGGAACAUUCAACUGAAUUAGUGGUCAACGAUGUGGUAUAUGGAGCCAUAUUUAUGCGCACGCACACACCGGAAGACCAAAAUGUAAGCGGAACAGUUGUCGUUCAUGUCAACCAAAAUGAUGACGUAUACAUCAGAACACACGUGUCUUACCCCUAUAACGCAGGAAAUAUCCGUAGUGAUCAGUAUAGCAGAACUUCUUUUGCGGGUUGGAAGCUGAACUGAAUUAAAAGGACUUUUCAUGUCGUUGUUCAUAUACAUUUCUCAUUUGACGACAGUACUUGGUCUAUGAUAAUCUUUUACAGAUGUAAUAAUUGCAGUCUUAGUUUAUUUUUAAAGUGAAGUUGGCCUUUCCCCACUAAUGAAGAAAUACAAUAUGAAAGCAUUAAUGAGUAGAAAAUUAAAAGUUAAGAUUUUUAAACCCAAGUAAAUUGUUAGGAAACUGUUAUAACUUUUAAAAACUUUUAGAUUGUAUGGAAUGCAGCUGUGUAGAACGAUAUGCUCCAUCAAUCCUAGUAAUAUUAGCUAGAGUUUAAGGAAGACAAGCAACACACGGUACCUAAUAUGCAUUAAAAAAAUUAUAUGUUUAUGCAUAGAAUUACCAUUUUUCUCAAUUCACUGCAACAGUGUAUCAUUCUUGUUAACAAUGUAGAUUAUUAAUAUUUGUCAGGGUUUUUUGAUACUUGCUUAUGUAAUAUAUGUCUCUUGAUUUAGACGCGGGUUGUGUCAAAAAUCUGAGUUUUAAAUAAUAAAUUUAAACAGUGUU